Drosophila obscura is the source of this 1085-nucleotide messenger RNA. RefSeq lists its product as uncharacterized. The record is from RefSeq and is a predicted model, not a curated record. Bases 112 to 1017 code for a protein of 301 amino acids. The transcript has a single exon. Lineage: Eukaryota; Metazoa; Arthropoda; Insecta; Diptera; Drosophilidae.
AUCAUCCAUCCCAUUACCCACGACUUACUUGACAACACUUUUUUGUAGCACAAUCUAUUUGAGUUCUAUCGAAUUCCCAACCCACAACAGCUGCCAGAGUCCUGCACUGCCAUGGCAAGUGUUUCAACAAAGGUCAACCGAAAACCAAAGCAUAAACAGCACAAAGACCAAAAAAAAGAACAAAACAAAGACCAAGACAAGGACAAGGACGAAGAGCCUUUGCCAGUGUGGAGCCGUCUGCUGAACCACAAUGCGGAUGGUCGCAGGCGCAAGAAGGAGCUGCAGAGUGCCCAGUACCAGGUGGAGAUCUCCAACCGCCUGUGGUCGCUCUGGGGCAGUGCACAGCCCGUGGAGGUUGGGCCAGAUCCUCCCAGUACGUCCGGCGAAACAGAAGUGUCGGGCAAACGACUGCAGGGUGCAUCUGCCGAGACGCCUACAGUGCCAGGACGAACGCUGGCCUGCUGUGUGAUGGCCUGUUGUGCCAACACCUUUCUGUCGCUGGACUUUUGGGACUCGCACACGCUGGACAGGAUCAUCGCCAAUGGCGAGAAGUACCACAAUGCCAGUGCUAGGCGAAUCCAGAGGCCGGAGGGAGCUGGAGAGCUGGUGCUGGAGAAUCUGCUCACCGCCUGCUCCAUGGACAGGAACCACUUCUGGGUGAACACCGAGAAGGUGAUCACAGGGAUACUCUACAACAGGCACAAGAGCCUUGGGGCGGCACUCAGCAUCUUCUUCAAUCACCACCAAAAGACGGGCAUCCUGCAGCUCAAGGACAAGGCCCUGGCCUUUGGCUUCAUCCCCGAGGUGUCGGCCGGUGGCGCUUUCUUCAUGUUCCAUUGCCAGGCGCAGGGCAAGCCCCUCUUCAAGGAUUCUGAGAGCGCUCCGUAUGUGCUGCGGAUGCGACAACUGCAGCAGUUGCUACACUGCAUCCUGACCACACUCAACGAACGCAGCUGGAACGUACCCUUCAAGAUACACAAGGUGUCGUGUGUGGCCAGGAAUCGCUCAAGGGUGUAGCACAGAGGAAGCACAUUUGGGGAUUCGGUAUGAACCGAUUAGAAAUUAAAUAGAAAUUUUAUAGUUGA